AUGGAUAGUAAUGAAGAUGAUCUAUCAAUUUAUAAUCAACCUUCAUCUCUUCUUUCAUCAUCCUUAGCAAAUGUUCAUCGAAAUGGAGCACGUCGUCGUUUAGCAAUUAUUUUUAUUGAAAUAUUUAAAUUAUUAGCUACAUCAUCUGUCAAUGGUGGUCGAUUUGAUAUUCAACGACAAAAUCGUAUUCUCUUAUUUCCUUCUUAUGCUGGUCAAUUAAUUCAUUUUGAAUCUGAUAUAUAUGGUUUAAGUUGUCUUACGCUUGCUUCAAUUAUUCUUAUUAAUCCUAAUAUAAUUCAUCGUCGAAUAUCACUUUUAAUUGAUGCUCUUAAACUUGCAGCCAAUCAUUUUGUUAAAGCAAAUCUUUCUUUUGAUACACCAUCGAUAUUUGCUCUUUCUAUUUAUUCAUUAUUCUAUUUAUUGUGUUUAUUAUAUCCUAAUAAUCUUCGUCAUGAAUUUCAACCAGAAUCUAUACAAUCGAUUAAUAGCAAUGAAAAACCAACUAAUCGAUUGGGUAUUGAACGAGUUU
Messenger RNA from Rotaria sordida, 529 nucleotides. NCBI's taxonomy places the organism in Eukaryota, Metazoa, Rotifera, Eurotatoria, Philodinida, Philodinidae. The record is from the annotation of a GenBank genome assembly.